Rosa chinensis is the source of this 2473-nucleotide messenger RNA. Its product is annotated as G-type lectin S-receptor-like serine/threonine-protein kinase At1g61500. The transcript is spliced from 8 exons. Bases 38 to 2413 code for a protein of 791 amino acids. The record is from RefSeq and is a predicted model, not a curated record. Gene Ontology annotation, biological process: recognition of pollen; protein phosphorylation. Lineage: Eukaryota; Viridiplantae; Streptophyta; Magnoliopsida; Rosales; Rosaceae. Gene Ontology annotation, molecular function: ATP binding; protein serine/threonine kinase activity.
UAGAACCAGAAGCAUUUGUGCUUUAUUAAAUGGCUCCAUGUUCUUCUUCCUUUUCAUCUUCUUAUUCAGCUUGCUACCAUCACAUUAUUACUGUGCUGAAGUUGAUCAGAUAACUCUUUUGCAACCGUUAGCGCAGGGACAAAUUCUAGUUUCCCCUGGCCACAUUUUUGAGUUGGGCUUCUUCAGUCCUAAUAACUCUGCUAAGAAGUAUGUGGGGAUAUGGCACAAAGAUAUAUCUCAGCGUAAAGUUGUAUGGGUGGCCAACAGAGAAAAGCCUCUUGCAGUUGCAGACACCUCAGCGAGUUUGACAGUUACUAGCAAUGGGAAUCUGAAGCUUGUGGAUGGGAAACAAAAGUCUAUAUGGUCUACUAAUAUUGCUUCUUUGGUUUCAUCAUCGAAUACUAGUUCAGUUGCUGCAGUUCUCUUAGAUAAUGGAAACUUUGUUGUCAAUGAUCAUCUGGGAGCUGAGUUAUGGAAGAGCUUUGAUUAUCCUGGUGACACAGUCCUACCAAACAUGGUGUUGCGAGACAGUAAGUCUGGAAAGGGGCACUACUUGAGCUCUUGGAAAGCAGAGAAUGAUCCAUCACCAGGGAAAUUCUUACUUGGAUUGGCCCCACAGACGCCGUCUCAAGGCACAGUGGAUUUCUCUUAUAGUUUAUAUGACAAACCUGUGUCGUAUAUAUACAUCUCUCCAGAAGGAACAGUGAGGCUUAGAUUUUCGAAGAAUGAUGGGAAGUGGCAUGAUUAUUGGCAGACACCGAAGAAUCCAUGUGACAUCUAUGGAGCUUGUGGACCUUUCGGAGUUUGCAAAGCUUCUGCAUCUCCAAUCUGUAAGUGUUUGAAAGGUUUUGUACCGAAGUCAAGUGCAGAAUGGAGCAAAGGAAACUGGACAAGAGGGUGUAUGAGGCAGACGAAAUUGUUUUGUGAGAGACAAACAAAUAAGUCAGUCUCAUCAAGAGGAAAAAAAGUUGAUGAUGAUGGGUUUUGGAAGAUGGUGUUGAAAAUACCAGAUUUUCAUGAGUUCAUUACUGCUCUCAAUGCUGAAGAAACGUCCAACGAUUGCAAAUUACGCUGCCUAAACAACUGUUCUUGCCUUGCUUAUGCAUUUGUUAAUAAUAUAGGAUGUUUGGUAUGGUCCAAAGAUCUUAUUGAUAUACAGCAGUUUUCGGCGUCUGUCGGAGUAGAUCUUUAUAUCCGCCUAGCACGCUCUGAACUAGGUGAAGGAAAGCCAAUAAAGUUAAUUGGCAGCCUUACAGCUAUUGUUUUUGUGAGUAUCUUGGCAGCCAUAGUAUUCGGUUUUUACAGGAGGCGAGCUAACCAGAAGAGACAGACUCAGAACUUUGAAUCGACUGGUAUGAUUAAGAGUUCAAGAGAUGGUCUCCGAGAAUAUAUAGGAAAGCAUGAUCCCUUAGAGCUACAGAUAUAUGAUUUUGAUAGCAUAUUAAUUGCUACAAACAAUUUCAGUGUCGCAAACAAACUCGGGCAAGGAGGAUUUGGCCCAGUUUAUAAGGGUAUGCUACAAGACGGGAAGGAAGUAGCAGUAAAGAGACUAUCUAGUAGCUCAGGACAAGGCAUUGAAGAGUUCAAGAAUGAGAUGUUGUUGAUCUACAAUCUUCAACAUAAAAAUCUUGUUAGGAUCAUGGGUUGCUGUGUUAAAGAGGAUGAGAAGUUACUGAUUUACGAGUUCAUGCCAAACAAAAGCUUGGAUACUUUUCUAUUCGAUACGAGGAAGAGAGCAGUUCUUGACUGGGUGACUCGCUUUAAUAUUAUUCAUGGUGUUGCUAGAGGGCUUCUCUAUCUCCAUCAUGAUUCGUAUGUGAAGGUGAUACAUAGGGAUAUGAAAGUCAGCAACAUUCUCUUAGAUGAGAAAAUGAAUCCAAAAAUUUCAGAUUUUGGACUAGCACGAAUAGUUGAAGGAACACAAAAUCUAGAAAAUACUCAGAAAGUUGUUGGAACACGUGGCUAUAUGUCUCCAGAGUAUGCCAUGGGGGGGAUGUUUUCUGAAAAAUCUGAUGUCUACAGCUUCGGAGUCUUGGUCUUGGAGAUUAUUAGCAGUAAGAAGAAUACUAGUUUCUGUUUAUAUGACCAACAGCUAGGCUUUCUAGCCUAUGCAUGGAACUUGUGGAAUGAAGGUAGAGGGUUGGAGUUGGUAGAUGAAAUUUUGGGUGAUUCAUAUUCCUCAUCGGAAGUACUAAAAUGCGUGCAUAUUGGGCUUUUGUGUGUACAAGACAAUGCUGUGGAUAGGCCAACUAUGGCGGAUAUAGCUUUGAUGUUAAAUAGUGAGAAAGAUGGUCCACAUCCCAAGCUGCCUCUAUUCACUAUCCAAAUUUCAGCUUUUCAUCAUCAACCACAUUCUGAGAAUACCAAUUCCUCCAAAAAAGAAGCUAGCAUUACAAUGAUUGAAGGACGAUAAGGGGCAGCAAAUUGUUACACCACAAUGCAAUUCCUUUUCGUCAUUCUCAAGGGCUCUUGU